AUGGGUUUCCUUUCUACUACCGCUCAACUGCCAUAUCUGAACUGCAUCAGAACGACUUUGACUGCAGCCAUCUGUCUAGAGAACUUUGGUUCGCAGAUCGUCGAGAGACAUAACAAGCCAGAGGUCGAGGUUAAGAACAGCAAGGAGUUGCUCUGCAACCCAAUCGUCAUUGCACGUAACAAGCAGGAGAAGGUUAUGAUCGAGACUUCGAUCAACUCUGUGCGUAUCAGCGUCAGCAUCAAGAAGUCGGAUGAGGUCGAGGUCAUCCUGGCAAAGAAGUUUGUCCGUUUCCUCGUGCAGAGAGCCGAGAACUUCAUCAUCCUCAGAAGGAAGCCAGUCGAGGGCUACGACAUCAGUUUCCUCGUGACCAACUUCCACACCGAGGCUAUGUUCAAGCACAAGCUCGUUGACUUUAUCAUUCAGUUCAUGGAGGACAUCGACAGAGAGGUCUCAGACCUCAAGAUCACCCUCAACUCGCGUGCGAGAAUCGUCGCCUCGGAGUACUUGAAGGAGUACGCCUAA
Messenger RNA from Acytostelium subglobosum LB1, 522 nucleotides. RefSeq lists its product as hypothetical. Gene Ontology annotation, molecular function: actin filament binding. The record is from RefSeq and is a predicted model, not a curated record. The transcript has 3 exons. Bases 1 to 522 code for a protein of 173 amino acids. Lineage: Eukaryota; Evosea; Eumycetozoa; Acytosteliales; Acytosteliaceae. Gene Ontology annotation, biological process: Arp2/3 complex-mediated actin nucleation; actin filament polymerization. Gene Ontology annotation, cellular component: actin cytoskeleton; Arp2/3 protein complex.